ACACAGAGGGGCGGGGCCGGCCCUGGCCAGGGUGACCGGCGAGUCGGUGCCGGGAAAGCCGAAGAGGGGUCGGAUCGAGGCCCGGUUGGCUGUGGGAGCGGCCAUGCUCAGCGCCGCGUGCCGCAGGCUCGGCCCGGCGCUGCGGGGUCCGCGCGCACCGUCUGCGGUCGCCGGGAGGUGUCUGCUCGCGCCUGGGGUCAGGUCCUUCGCGGACCAGGGUGGCCGGGCGGAGGAGCCCCGCACCUUCCACCCGGAGCUGCUGCGGUGCCUGGUGUGCCCGCUCUCCAAGAAGCCGCUUAGAUAUGAAGCAUCGACAAAUGAGUUGAUUAAUGAAGAGUUGGGAAUAGCGUAUCCAAUCAUUGAUGGGAUCCCUAAUAUGAUACCACAGGCAGCAAGGACAAUACGUCAAAAUAAGAAGCAAGAAGAAGUUGAGCAACAUUAGACCAUGAUUGUUAAAAGCCUAACUACUGACUUCUAAUACUGUGUACCUUUAACAGGGAAGGGCAAGAACAGUGAUUCACCUCUGCCUGCCUGCCUGCCUGUUCUCCCACUCCUCUCCUUAGCAGGACUGUCUGAUCUGCUUUCUGGAGAAUUUCCCGUAGGGCUGCACCAGCACAGCCAGGCUUUGCUUUUACAGUCUGCUCUUACUGCCACGCCAGUAUGUUUAACCUGGAUGGGUCUAAAACUCUUUAAGCAGUUAGUGAAACCACAGGCGGGAUGAUGAAAGAGAUCUGAUGUAACAUCUGUGAAAACUUCGUAUAAAUCCAUUUGGUUAACAAAAAGUC
Molecule: messenger RNA, 785 nt
Organism: Cricetulus griseus (Chinese hamster)
Lineage: Eukaryota; Metazoa; Chordata; Mammalia; Rodentia; Cricetidae
Source: RefSeq, a predicted model, not a curated record